UAUACUGCAUCAGAGUCGCAGCUUGCUCCAGGAUCUCUACAUUGUACAUCAAAGCAGAACACAAUGGCUCAAACCGAACGAAUUCGUCAACGCAGACCUCUUAGAGGACAAUCUCAGGAUCAACCUACUUCAAGGAAAAGCCAUCCCCAGGAGAAAAGUUUCCUAUCCAACUGCUGCAAACAGAUAUUAUACAUCGAUGGUGUAUUGUUCCUGAUGUUGGUUAUCUACCUCAUGCUCAAGUCAACGCCAGUAGAUCCUGAAGCAUAUCGCUUGCCCCCUCCAAGACCUUGGACUGGUCCCUUGGCGGAGAAUAACAAGCUUCAACAAGGCAAAAGAUUGGUGGAGAAUAAAGUCUUUGGACCAGAGUCACUUGCUCUCAAGAAUGGGAGACUCUACACUGGCACUGUAGAUGGUAAAGUAGUUGAGAUCAGCAAUGAGAAAGAUGUCAAGGUAGUAGCUCGACUAGGAGGCUCUACGUGUGGUGAUACAAUGGGUGAAGAAGAGAGAUGUGGAAGGCCUCUAGCAGUGCGCUUCAUAGAUGAGAAGCUGUAUGUCAUGGAUGCUUUCUUUGGAUUGUACCAGCUGGAUAUCACAGGAGGAAAUUUGCCUAAACAACUGGUUUCCACAAAAACUAGCCAUGGAGGUCACACGAUGAAGUUCGCUAAUGACUUUGAGCAGCUAGACAAUGGAACGUUCCUCUUCUCCGAUACAAGCCACAAGUGGCACAUGACACAGAAUGGGCUACUGGUCCUGGAGAAUAAGGCCUGUGGCAGAUUGCUCUGGUAUGACCCCGAGACCAAGACCAGUGGGGUAGUGAAGGACGGACUCUACUCUCCCAACGGCAUUCAGCUCUCACCCAAGAAAGACUUCCUCCUCAUAGCAGAAUCAACCAGAUAUCGUAUCUCAAAAUAUUAUGUGAAAGGUCCAAAGGCGGGCAAAACCGAGAUAUUUUCUGACAACCUGCCGGGCAUGCCAGACAACAUCAGCCCGAGUCGCAACGGGGGCUACUGGGUGGGCUUCGCACUGGCCAACUCCAGGAUGGGACCCAUGAAGAUGGACGUGGUCGCCCCUUUGCCCUGGCUUAGGAAAAUUGUGGCCAAGCUUGUUGAUCCUACUUCGCUGGUGUCCUACAUGCCCCAGUACGGUCUCAUCAUAGAGCUGAAUCAGAAGGGAGAGAUCGUCCAAAGUCUCCACGAUCCCUCAGGAAAGGUUGUGCCUUCCGUCAGCGAGGUCCUCGACACUGGAGAUGCUCUCUACCUUGGAUCUUAUCAUUCUCCAUUCAUUGUCAAAGUAGAUUUAUAAUAUAUCAAAGACCCAUUCAGUCCUAAGUAUUAGGUUUUUGCUGAGCAUCACCAUUUCUAGUCAAAAGUAGACUUA
Molecule: messenger RNA, 1377 nt
Organism: Strongylocentrotus purpuratus (purple sea urchin)
Lineage: Eukaryota; Metazoa; Echinodermata; Echinoidea; Camarodonta; Strongylocentrotidae
Product: adipocyte plasma membrane-associated protein
Exons: 10
Coding region: 64-1302 (412 amino acids)
Biological process (GO): biosynthetic process
Molecular function (GO): strictosidine synthase activity
Source: RefSeq, a predicted model, not a curated record